Messenger RNA from Symbiodinium necroappetens, 258 nucleotides. Lineage: Eukaryota; Dinophyceae; Suessiales; Symbiodiniaceae. The record is from the annotation of a GenBank genome assembly.
GCCGGGCGUGAGCAUGGACAGCGGUGAUUCCCACACCUUGCGCAAAGCGCAGGCCCUUGCCAUUUGUGCGAAGGCAGGGGACGAAGCAAGUGGAAGACUGCUGAUCGGCCCUGCCAGCCAUGGCAAGUAUCGCACCUGCGACGACUGCAAUGUUGAGCAGCCGCUCAAAAAUGUGCUGGCGGAUCUCGCUUGCAGCCUCCGCCGCGUUGGUUCCGAGCAUGGUCUCGUGGUCGUGGUCACGAACCACAUGACGACGAG